Ahaetulla prasina is the source of this 639-nucleotide messenger RNA. It is a transcript of the gene TMEM207, whose product is annotated as transmembrane protein 207. The record is from RefSeq and is a predicted model, not a curated record. The coding region runs from base 33 to 437 and encodes 134 amino acids. The transcript has 5 exons. NCBI's taxonomy places the organism in Eukaryota, Metazoa, Chordata, Lepidosauria, Squamata, Colubridae.
CUCCAAAACACCUGAGGCCUGCAAGACCAGCCAUGGGCUGUGAAUUCUCCGAAAGCUGUGUUGGUGGCGGUGAGCCAGGCCUCCAAUCCUGGCAUUUCUGGUUGUGCCUGUCCCUCCUGCUUCUGCUGCUCCUGCUGGGCCUGCUGGGCUGCUGCCUCCGGUGCUGGCUGGGGCGGCCCAGGCGACCGGCGGCCCAGAACUCCCUCGUGAUCUUCGCAGUGGGGGAAACUGAGUCACUUCACGGGAAUGAGGAACCCCCUUGGACGCCAGCCCAGAGACCCCCUCCCCACCUGCAGACCCCAGGGUGGAGCACUGUGGGGUCCAGUUCGAAUGCCUUGGCAUGGAAUGGAUCACUGCAGCCCCCUCCCUACGAAGAGCUCAUGAAGCCAGGAAGAACCUUGGAUCUGAGUUCGAGACAGGAUGGCUUCCACCGGUAGGGCCCGGCUAGGAAGUCCCAUUCCGGAUAUGGAUACAAAGCAGAAAGUGGCCCUUUCUAGGCUAGGUCAAGUGGUCAGCCUUGGUUUGAGCCUUGGGGGAAAAUUUAUAUUAAAAUAUAUUUUAUUCCUAUUUCAUUCUCUAUCAUCCCUUAAACAUUAACAGAAUCCAUCAUGGAUGGAAAGGCAACGUCUCCGCUAGAUA